This is a messenger RNA of Daldinia childiae, 471 nucleotides long. Its product is annotated as 40S ribosomal protein S18. The transcript is spliced from 3 exons. The coding region runs from base 1 to 471 and encodes 156 amino acids. The record is from RefSeq and is a predicted model, not a curated record. Gene Ontology annotation, cellular component: ribosome; small ribosomal subunit; cytosol. Gene Ontology annotation, biological process: translation. Gene Ontology annotation, molecular function: RNA binding; structural constituent of ribosome. NCBI's taxonomy places the organism in Eukaryota, Fungi, Ascomycota, Sordariomycetes, Xylariales, Hypoxylaceae.
AUGUCGCUCGUCUCAGGCGAGAAGACGAACUUCCAGUUCAUCUUGCGUCUCCUCAACACGAACGUCGAUGGCAAGGAGAAGGUUAUGUACGCCAUGACCCGAAUCAAGGGUGUUGGUCGACGAUACUCCAACUUAGUCUGCAAGAAGGCCGAUGUCGACCUGAACAAGCGUGCCGGUGAACUCACCUCCGAAGAGCUUGAGCGAAUUGUCACCAUCCUCCAAAACCCUACCCAGUACAAGAUCCCCGCCUGGUUCCUUAACCGACAGCGCGAUAUCACCGAUGGCAAGAGCUCGCAGAUCCUGGCGAACGGUGUCGACUCUAAGCUCCGUGAAGAUCUCGAGCGCCUAAAGAAGAUCCGCGCUCACCGUGGUCUCCGACACUACUGGGGCCUCCGUGUCCGCGGUCAGCACACCAAGACUACCGGUCGUCGCGGCCGGACUGUCGGUGUCUCCAAGAAGAAGGGUGGUUAA